Eleginops maclovinus (Patagonian blennie) is the source of this 2247-nucleotide messenger RNA. RefSeq names its product spermatogenesis associated 2-like (gene spata2l). The transcript has 4 exons. Gene Ontology annotation, cellular component: cytoplasm. Lineage: Eukaryota; Metazoa; Chordata; Actinopteri; Perciformes; Eleginopidae. Bases 163 to 1785 code for a protein of 540 amino acids. The record is from RefSeq and is a predicted model, not a curated record.
UCGCCCAGAUGCUCCUACCACGCGCACCCGUCUGGGAAAAUCCGUGCCACGUGACAAUGUUUACUUUGUUCUAGACAGCAACAGCCAGCUGCACGCCGUCCGCUGUGGCCUGAAAUGUUUUAGUUACCUGACCAGUUAACCAGACACAGCUGAAUAAAAGAGAUGAGCCUCUCCAGACAGCGAGCCGGAGACCUGGUGAGCAUCUAUGAUCAGAGUUUGGAGCAGCAGAUCGUGGGUCGAGGCUCCAGCCUGGCCUGCGGAGAUGAGGAUCUGUGGAAGCAGGUGGAGGCCCUGCUGAAAGACGGAGAGGCUCAGGAGACACACUGCCUGGGUGUGGAUCCACUGAGGGUGAUGGAGGAGUCGCUCACAGCAACGGCCGGUGGGGCUGCGCGACUAAAAGCCAAAGCAGGGCUGAAGGGCCUGGCCAAAGCUUUUGAGGUCCUGGAGCAGGCGGCCCUGAACCUGUACCUCGGUCACUGGAGGGCUGAGUACAAAGUAAUCAAGAUGUAUUCCGGUAUGUUCACCCACUACAUCAAGCCGGUGAUGUCCAUGCCUCAGAUAGAGGAGCUGUUCGGCCUGCUGGGGUACCAGCACAGCUCCCGGCAGGAGCAGCUGCGCCUGGCCCGGGUCUCUGCUGCCUCUGUGGACCACCUCCUGAUUCUGUCCUGCGCCUUCUUCCUGGCUCGCUGCGAGUGUCGCCUCCUGCUGGCAGCUCUGGGGAGGCACGCUGGGGAGGCCCAGUGGGAGCUGGGGGUGGUGAGGGAGAGGCAGAGGGGACACUGCGUACAGGUUGCCCUGGACAACACCCAGAAGAACCUGGAUGUCAACCAGCAGUUUGACGGAGAAGGGGAGAUAGAUCUGUACACGGAUGAGCACAAUAAAGGGGGGCGAAGGGAGACAGUUGUCACUGGCGACGAGAGUCCCCGUCCUUUAACCUGGAUGACUCAGAGCAGUGCACCCACCCCCACUGUGAAAACAUACAGCAACGGACUGGCGUCGUUGUCUUCCACGUCCCCCUCUCAGUCCGCCAGAGAGCAGGUCUGCGUCUCUACACUCAACUGCCAGCUAAGCAAGACCUCCCCCCUGGAGUCAGACACUUCCAGGAGCUCCUCAGCUGGCGGAAGGCAGGGCCCCCAUCCCAGGUUUGACAAAUUGGACUCACAGUCCCGCAGUCUGCAGUUAGACGUGAGUGGUUAUCGCCACAGAGAGGCUGAAGCCGACCACAGCUGCAUCUGCCUCCAAUCUGCUCAGCUCUGCCUCAGAGUCUGCACUGAAUGCAACGCCUUGCACGACUCCGGCUGCACCAUGAUGGAUCUCUGCUGCAAGCAGAAGCACCAGGUGGAGAUUCCUGACAAUACAACAAAAGAAUUGAGAGCUCCGUCUCCGCAGGGACAGAGCCUCAGAGUGAGUGAUAUGAGCGCAUCGCUAACUCCCAGCAGCAACGCAGCCAUGUCCUCCUUAGCCCUGCGUGAUGAGCAUAAAUCAAUAAGUCAAUCUCUUCAUCGGAUCACUUACCAUGACUGCUGCAACCUCGCCAAGCCGGACCCCCAGGUCCUGUGUCUCAGCUGCAGCGUCUUUCACUCUGGUUCUUGCAAAGGGAUAAAGUUCUGCGAGAUGGAUCACGAGAUCCGGCCCCUGGGCAAGUGCUCCUGCGGUAGGAAGUGCUUUAGGAACCCUCUGGUUCUGUGCAGAUAUUGUGGAAAUGAGUAUUGUAGCGAUUGCUGGUACAGAAAUCCUCUCACCUGCGGGUGUGGCCAGACCUUUGAUGAGUCCUCUUCUGUGUGAUUUGUAAUUGAAAAGUAUUGCACCAAUCAGGCACAAAUAGCAAAAUCAGUGCCUUAAAUCUGCAUACUGUUCACAGAAUCAAAAGAAAAUCUAAACUGUGCCUUGCCACAGAACCGACAUGUAGUACUGAGUGUGUCUGAUUUUUCUAUUAUGGUCUUCUCUCUGAGACUCUCCACUCUUAUCAUUCAGUUAUUAUGUAAGUGCCAUAUGAACCAUAAUCGCCAUUUUGGAAGCGUUGUAUAUUGUCAAACAGGAAGUUGUGAUACAGUUUGUGCUCUUUGGUGCCCAAAUGUAAUUUAGUGUCAAGCACAAGGAUGUUUGCUCUUACACGUCUGCUGCCUGCACAGAAGAGUAAAAAAAAAAAGGUCAAAGAGCCAGUUGUCUGUGUGAUGUUUUCAUGAGACAGGAGGAACAAACUUUGGUGAAAGUGGAGUUAUGUACCAAUAAAACUCUGGAAAAGUA